Liolophura sinensis is the source of this 1941-nucleotide messenger RNA. RefSeq lists its product as uncharacterized. Lineage: Eukaryota; Metazoa; Mollusca; Polyplacophora; Chitonida; Chitonidae. Bases 555 to 986 code for a protein of 143 amino acids. The transcript is spliced from 7 exons. The record is from RefSeq and is a predicted model, not a curated record.
AAGGACUCUCUCGUGUAAUGUGUACUGACUGUGCUAUGUAUCUUCGUGACACGCCAGGCUAGACUUGUGAUGGAUAUACUCUGGCCAGUUCUCUGGUUUUUACUGAUAAACUCUGCGAGGAGUAAACGGUCGGAGACAGUGAACAUCCCCGGCUCGUUCUGUGGGGCGGUGCUGGGUGAGAUCUCCGGGGCGGACGUUAGGAGCACUCACCAUCCUAGCAGUCCCAGUUGUUCGGUUACGCUGGACGCAGGCAACAACCAGUACUCCGCAGGCAAAAAGUUCAUGGUCAUUUUUUGAUACUGUCAGCUUCAAAGAUUGUGGUGUUAGUCUGUCCUUCUUUGACUCAGGGGAUAUUACAAGAAAUCUCAUGGCCAAACUAACCUGCAACUCUCCCAUUCCGCCACCCUGCUUACUUCCGGCCGAUUUUUGACCCUUCAUUUGAGAACAGCAGACACCAGAGAGGAUAUUCUUUCCGCAUAACUGUGACGUCAUUCAGCGAGCAAACCUGUGAUGAUUUUCGAUGUGCUAAUGGCUAUUGUAUAGACAGCGAUUUAAUGUGUGACAAAAUAGACCAUUGUCAAGACGGAAGUGACGAAACGCCAUAUUAUCCUGCUGAAUGUUCGUCUUGGACGCAUGUGUCUACAACUGCGUAUUACGUGUUCCGGUUCGGAGUGGGCGCCAUUGUCGGCCUUGUUGCCACCGUCACCAUUUCCUGCGUUGUCGUCACGGCGGUGUUCCUUAUGUGGUACCGACGAAAGGUCAAUGAGUACAGACAACUGAUUCAGCUAACCGAACCAGCUUACUCGUUACAAGCCUACCCACAAAGCGACGAUAGUCCACUGUCGGAUACCCCGCCCUCCAUGUACCCAGUGCCCGGAAGUGCCAUGGGACCACCCACGUAUUCUGGAGAAACCAUAACGGACUAUGGGUCUACGGCGAAUAUACCAUUGAUUGAAGAAACGUCUUUUAACGGUUGUAAAGUGUAAAGUCUUGUCGCUUCUCUUCUCCACUGGCCGCACUAGAGAAUUAGGCAAAGCUCCUCUCCCGUUUUCACUGUAACAGACAACAGAUUAUUUGACUGUGUCAUAUAUCGUGGAACCUUGAAACGCGUAGCAGAUGCUGAUGGCUGUAGAAAGUCUGGGACGAUUGCUCCACUAAGCGUCCACGUUCUUCUCGUCGGUGGGUCGAAUACGUGGACAGCAUACUAACAUGGCGGCGAGGUACGCGGUUCACUGUGAACCAGUGGAUACAAUGGUAAGCCUAUACAAGUACAACAAUGUGGUAACAGUAUUCCGAUCUUCACUGCCCUGAUGAAGACAGAGCUGUUUUUGUCCGAUGACUUUUGAAACGAAUUAUAUUAAUUGCGAAAUUUUCGUAUUCCGGUUGACCGUAUGAAAAGAUUUCUUUGAUUGAGUGUGAUAAGUACAAUAAUUCAGCAAGGACAGUUUUGAGGAGGUAUAUGAUGAUGACAAAUCACUUAACAUGAAAUCGAGGUCACAGACAGAUUUUGUUUCAGAAAGAACGUCUCAGAACAACUAGGAACAGUCAUCAACUGGGGUACUAAAAUGAAAUGUAUUAAACACUGGGAAAUAGCAGCACAGCUUCAUCCAUGGCUUGUCAUACAGACAUGGAUACUGCUGUUAUACUUUGUGGAAGUUAUUUUUGGAAUGGAGUGGUGUGAAAAUAUUCCUUCCGGUGAGAAGAACAGUUUAUAAGAAUUGGGACGAAACAUUUACAAACCAAUCUACAAUCAUAGCAGAUGUUUUAGAAUGGACAACAUUGGGCAAAGACUAAAAAAGCAUCUGUAACUGGUUUAUUGAACAACGGGAAGCAGUAACGCUCAGUAACCUGUGGUUGAUUUCGAGAAUCGAUAAUACUGAUCAACGGAUAGCAGCUGACUAUCACUGGUCCUUUUCGAACUAAAACUCAUCAACGUGGAAG